AUGCAUCGCACUUACUCCAUGAGAUCCGCUCGGGCUCCGACCCAGUCCCAGCUCCAAAACCCGCCUCCUCCGCCUAGCACCACCAAAGCUGGUCGUCUCUUUGGUCGCAGCAACUUUGGUCACACGUUCAGAAAAUCUGCCGCUGGAGCAUUUGGUCCGGAUCUCGCCAAGAAGCUCUCCCAGCUCGUCAAGAUGGAAAAGAACCUAAUGCGCUCUAUGGAACUCGUUAGCCGGGAACGCCGAGAAGUCGCCCGUCAACUAUCCAUCUGGGGUGAAGAAGCCGACGAUGACGUCUCAGAUGUCACCGACAAACUCGGUGUCCUCAUCUACGAGAUUGGUGAACUUGAAGAUCAAUUUAUUGAUCGUUAUGAUCAGUAUCGUGUUACCAUCAAGUCUAUCCGAAACAUUGAGGCUUCCGUGCAGCCUAGUCGUGAUCGUAAACAAAAGAUAACCGACCAAAUCGCCCACCUUAAAUACAAAGAACCAAAUUCCCCAAAGAUCGUAGUACUAGAACAGGAACUCGUCCGCGCCGAAGCAGAAUCCCUAGUCGCGGAGGCACAGCUUUCAAACAUCACUCGCGAAAAGCUAAAGGCGGCAUUCGCUUACAUGUUCGACGCUAUGCGCGAGCAUAACGAAAAGAUGGCAUUGAUCGCAGGUUACGGAAAACACUUGUUGGAGCUUGUGGACGAUAAUCCUGUCACUCCUGGUGAGACCAGACCGGCUUAUGAUGGAUAUGAAAAUAGCAAGCAUAUCAUCCAAGACUGCGAAGACGCCCUCUCAAAUUGGGUUCCCGGCAACGCAGCCGUCAAAUCCUCACUCAGCGUCCGCACACGCAACCACCGUACCAAACGACGUCAACAAACCGAGGGAGUCAGUCUCGAUGACCGUGGCUCCUGGGUCUCCGCAGGUGAACACGAGCGAAGAGUCGAUGACGAUGAGGAUGAAGACGAUGAAGAAGAGGUUGGAGAGGAAAUUGAUGAUGAAGAUGAGGAUGUUAAGCUUGCUAGGAAACGUCUUGAGGCGGUUUAG
This is a messenger RNA of Orbilia oligospora ATCC 24927, 1029 nucleotides long. RefSeq lists its product as uncharacterized. NCBI's taxonomy places the organism in Eukaryota, Fungi, Ascomycota, Orbiliomycetes, Orbiliales, Orbiliaceae. Gene Ontology annotation, biological process: eisosome assembly; negative regulation of protein kinase activity; endocytosis. The record is from RefSeq and is a predicted model, not a curated record. Gene Ontology annotation, molecular function: lipid binding. Bases 1 to 1029 code for a protein of 342 amino acids. Gene Ontology annotation, cellular component: eisosome filament; plasma membrane. The transcript has 5 exons.